GAUCACCUGGUUUCCCUUUACAAAAGCACUGUAGAACAUGAGUACUCUCAGUACAGGGACAGAAGUUCAGCGGUGAUACUUUUAGAGACAGAGGAGGUAACUAGGGCAGCCAUGCGCCUGAUAGGGUGCACAGUGCUCCUCUCUGUCCUGCUGCCGGCCAUGUCUACCCCAUUAGAGGAAUGGCAGAGGGCAACAUCCAUUUAUAACUUUUCAGCAACGGAUAUCGAUGGCAACGUGGUUUCCCUUGAAAAAUACAGGGGGAAUGUUGUCAUCAUCACCAAUGUUGCCUCUAAAUGAGGUAAAACCCCAGUAAACUACUCUCAGUUUACUCAGUUGCACGCCAAGUACGCUGAGAGAGGUUUAAGCAUCCUUGCCUUCCCUUCCAACCAGUUUGGGAACCAGGAGCCGGGCAAUGAAACUCAAAUCAAGCAGUUUGCAGACACGUUCAGCGCUCGGUUUGAUAUGUUCAGCAAGAUCGAGGUGAAUGGCCAAAACGCUCAUCCUCUGUGGAAGUGGCUGAAGGAACAGCCUAACGGAAAGGGCUUGUUUGGGAAUAGCAUCAAGUGGAAUUUCACUAAGUUUUUGAUCAAUAGAGAGGGUCAGGUGGUGAAGAGAUAUGGACCCUUGGAUGAUCCAAGUGUGGUGGAGAAGGAUCUUCCCAAAUACCUUUAAACCUCUAAGAGAUGCCUGAAACCGUGCUUACUUGCAUCCACUUGAUUUUGCGUUUCCAAUACUCUUUUUUCCCACAUUUCUCUGCCUCUCCAAGCACCGGUGGAUAUAGUUUGGGUCUAUCCCAGACCAGUGACGGUCUGUUCAUCAACCUGCAUCGCAGGCAGGGCAGACCUGAUGUAAAUGGCGUGCAAACCUGCUGGGAAGGCGACCGAGCUUAUAUUCAUAGAGUUCUAUGGAGAGAACGACAGGGAACCCAUUAAUAGAGCAUCAUUCAGCACCUUAAUGUUGGGCAUUGUUUUCAUCAUAAAAUAUACUAAGAUUUGUUCCUGUUAUAUUUUUGUGUGUAACAUUUAUUGUCUGUGAUUAAAACAAAGGUGUUGGGGUUUUUA
Messenger RNA from Oreochromis niloticus (Nile tilapia), 1061 nucleotides. It is a transcript of the gene gpx4a, whose product is annotated as glutathione peroxidase 4a. NCBI's taxonomy places the organism in Eukaryota, Metazoa, Chordata, Actinopteri, Cichliformes, Cichlidae. The transcript is spliced from 7 exons. The record is from RefSeq and is a predicted model, not a curated record. Gene Ontology annotation, biological process: response to oxidative stress. Gene Ontology annotation, molecular function: phospholipid-hydroperoxide glutathione peroxidase activity; glutathione peroxidase activity. Gene Ontology annotation, cellular component: nucleus; mitochondrion.